CCUAUGACAGAUGCGGUGGGAAUGUGAUUCAGCCGUCAACGACUUGUAGGCUAUCCUCGACAAGCGUAGGCUACAAUACGCCAGAGAUAGUGUGUAGGCUAUCAAGAUCAUUUCUACGAACGGUUAACAUAUGUCUUAAUCGUCUGAAGCCAGGUGGCACACAAAAUAUAGCCUGCAGACCCAACGGUACCAUGCGCCCUGUAAUAGCUGAACAGAUGACAUGAAACAGACAUCUCUGAAAAACCAGUGCACAAGUGAUCUCAAAGUGGCCAGAUCCAUACUGUUUACAAAGGUGACAGUCGUCUGGAGUAGAGACUACAUCCGGUUGAGAAGUAGACAUGAGCGGACCAAAAGACCAAGGGCCUGGGGCCCAACAUGAGAGAGUCACACUAGUGGUGGAUGGCAGCCAUUUUGUGGUUGACCCCUCCGCCUUCACAGCACACCCCGACACAAUGCUUGGAAGAAUGUUUGGUCCAGCACGUCAGCACAACUUCACCAGACCCAACGGGAAAGGAGAAUAUGAGCUCACAGAAGGCAUCAGCGCCAGUGUCUUUCAGGUCAUACUGACCUUCUAUCAGACGGGUGUGAUGAGGUGUCCUGAUGGGGUCUUGGUGGCUGAGCUCAGAGAAGCAUGUGACUACCUCUGUAUCAACUUCAACGCCAGCACCGUCAAGUGUCGCGACCUAAGCGCCCUGCUGCACGAGCUGUCCAAUGACGGGGCACGGAAGCAGUUUGAGGACUUCCUGGAGGACCUGGUGGUCCCUGCCAUGGUGGCGUGCGCCCAGGGAGGGGAGAGGGAAUGUCACAUUGUGGUGCUCGCCGACGAUGACAUCGUGGACUGGGACGAGGAGCACCCUCCACCAAUGGGGGAGGAGUAUUCCCAGAUUCUAUACAGCUCUAAGCUCUACCGCUUCUUUAAGUACAUAGAGAACAGGGACGUGGCCAAAGCCUUGCUGAAGGAGAGGGGUCUGAAGAACAUCCGUAUAGGCAUAGAGGGAUAUCCAACGUGUAAAGAAAAGGUGAAACGGCGCCCAGGCGGAAGGUCAGAGGUCAUCUACAACUACGUACAGCGGCCCUUCAUCCAGCUGUCCUGGGAGAAAGAGGAGGGCAAGAGCCGCCAUGUUGACUUCCAGUGCGUCCGCAGCAAGAGCGUGCCCAACCUGGCGGCGCCCGGGGAAGUGGGGGCUAGCUGGGCUGGCGCCAUGCCAACACCACAGGUAGACGAGCUCGACAGGCUCAAUGGGCCCGCCCCUUCCCGGCUGCUUCUCCACCCUACCCAGACCACAGCCAAUGACAGUUGAGAAGCGUGGACCACACCCUCCUGCCUCAUUUCCUGGGAACCCUGAUCGAACGUGCUGCUAUUCCCCAUCCAUUCUCAUCGGCAUUGUGAGGCUCUUGGACUAUUCAGCGACAUUUGUCAACCGUCCCCCUGCUGUGAAAGUAUUUUUGCUAAGAGGAACAUUUGGUUUGUUCUUGGAUGGGUUGCACAUUUUAAGGGCUUGUACUGUUGGGCAUGUUGGAUGUCUUGCUACUGUGUUCCUCGCAAGACUGUCCACCCUUAACGAGGGCUAUGGAGUCUAUCUAGCAAAUUUGUCAUAGUUUGGAAUGAAACUGUUAUUGCAAUCAAUCUUAGCUUUGGAUGUCAGUGAUGUAUAUUUUGGAGUGCUUUUAUACUGUCUAUGUGCAGUAUAUGCAAACACGUUUAUGACAUUAUGUUGUGUUAGUCUCUGACCUGAUAGUAUGUGUGUCAUGUUAUAUCCUGUGCCUGCUGUUUUUGUUACUGUUGUAGGCAUGAGUGUUCUGUAGGCCUAUGAGUGAAACCAGUUCACACUUUAUAGUACAUUCCACUGGAAGUUACAUGUUCCCAUGGCAACAUGACAACCAUAUAUACUAGGAGAGGAGGGACCAUGUUUGUAGUUUUUUUUCAACACGAUCACGAAACUACAUCUGAGCCUGUUGUUACUGUAGAUGAAUGUGUGCCUUGAAGUAAUAAAGAAAAAAGAAAA
Molecule: messenger RNA, 2006 nt
Organism: Hypomesus transpacificus
Lineage: Eukaryota; Metazoa; Chordata; Actinopteri; Osmeriformes; Osmeridae
Product: BTB/POZ domain-containing protein KCTD20-like
Exons: 8
Coding region: 339-1301 (320 amino acids)
Biological process (GO): positive regulation of phosphorylation
Cellular component (GO): cytoplasm
Molecular function (GO): protein binding
Source: RefSeq, a predicted model, not a curated record